Messenger RNA from Cuculus canorus (common cuckoo), 3861 nucleotides. RefSeq names its product TELO2 interacting protein 1 (gene TTI1). The coding region runs from base 61 to 3348 and encodes 1095 amino acids. The record is from RefSeq and is a predicted model, not a curated record. Gene Ontology annotation, biological process: chromatin remodeling. The transcript has 7 exons. Lineage: Eukaryota; Metazoa; Chordata; Aves; Cuculiformes; Cuculidae. Gene Ontology annotation, cellular component: cytoplasm.
CUGAGCCGCUGUCGCCUGGACUUGGGGCUGCCACCGGCCCCUCAGGUGCUGCCCCCGAGCAUGGCCGUGCUGGACACCCCGCAGGAGGCCUUCGCGGCACUGCGCCCCGCCUGCGUGCAGCUGACGAAGAUGCAGACGUUGGAGAACGUGGCGCAGCUGCGGGCUGGCCUGGCACUAGUCAGUGCCCCGGCCCUGCAGGAGCUGCAGGAGUAUGUCCUCUUCCCGCUGCGCUUCACCCUGAAGGUGCCCAAGCCCAAGCAGGAGCGGCUGGUGCAGAGCGUGGUGCAGUGCAUCGCCACCGUCCUCGCCACGACGCGCAUCAAGAAGCAGGAGCUCCUGCAGGAGUUGUUUUCCGAGCUCUGCACAUGCCUUUCCCCGCUCUCAGGUUCAAGCAAAAAGGCCUCACCCUCAGAGGAGCUAAAGCUCACCGUAAUCCACGCACUCCACACACUGAUGCAUUCAGCAUACAAGGAUGUCAUCCUGUCUCUGUACCAGCCUUCCACCCUUCCUCUCUUAGGAUUUGCAGUAUCUCUGCUUCUGGGCCUGGCAGAGCGAGAAAAGGCAAAGCAAAUCAAGAUCUCUGCUUUGCAGUGCUUGCAGGUCCUGGUUCUGCAGUGCGACUGCCAGGAGCAUUGGCCCCUCAACGAGGAUGAGAUGCAGCAAUGUGGGGACUUGUUUGCUUCUUUUCUGCCUGGGAUCUCCAUUACGCUGUCACAGAUUAUUACGGGAGACAUCAAACAAGGCCACAAAGCCACCGUUUCUGCCAUCAGACUCUUUUAUCUGGUUGUUGGCUCAGUAAUGGCUGAUGCACAGCUAGCCAGAGUCCCCAAGAAUAAAGAAAAGCCACAAGCAGAACAAAGCCGAAUACAAGAGCUAAUGGUCCAUCGAGGGCCUGAAUGGAGCAGAAGCACUGCUGAGAAACUCUCCCUCCUCCUGCAUAAAGUGGUUGAGUUUUCCUCAGUUCACCCACACUGGAAAGUGCGACUGGAGCUGGUGGAGCUGGUCCAGCACUUGCUGAGGAGCUGCAGCCAGUCCCUGGUGGGCUCGUUCAGCCAUCUGCUAAAGGCCCUGGUUGGGCUGGUGAGUGAUGAAAACGGCGACGUCCAGAGCAGGUGUAAUGAGGUUCUGCGAGGCAUUGCAGAGCAGAGGAUUGUAGUGCAGAACAGGGCUCUGGCUGACGUCCUCUCCGAGAACCUCCAUGCCCUUGCCACAGCCCUUCCUCGCCUGAUGAACUCCCAGGAUGAUGCGGGCAGGGUCUCCACGUUGAGCUUAUUGCUCGGCUACCUGAAGCUGCUGGGCCCCAAAGUUAACAUCGUCCUGAACUCCGUGUCCCACCUCCACCGCCUGUCCAAAGCAUUGAUGCAGGUGCUGGAGCUGGAUGUGACGGACGUGAAGAUCGUGGAGGACAGGCGCUGUGGCCCAGCAGGCUCCUUGCAGCACAGCUUGCUGAGUGGCAGACGCCAGAAGAAAUACUUCCGCUUCUUCACAGAGGAGAAAGUUUUCCAGCUCCUUCAGCAAGUUUGCCGUGUCCUUGGCUACUAUGGGAACCUCUAUCUGCUUGUGGAUCAUUUCCUGGGGCUGUACGUCGAGUCAGGGCUCUACCGAAAGCAGGCAGCGAUGGUCCUCAAUGAGCUGAUGGCAGGAGCUGCUGGGCUGGGAGUGGAUGUCCUUCACGAGAGGGAAGUUUCGCUGAGUGUGGAUGAUCUCAAAGGGUCCAUAAUGUCCAUUCUGGAUGAGUACACAGACCAGGCAAACUGGUAUUUGAUCACGAGCAUUGAUGCAGAGGAAAUCGGCCAUGAGCACACAGUGCAACGUCCAGGACUUGCUGCCCGCACAGGAGGCACGCACAGCAGCAUUCUCCUUCCAUCCCCAGAGCCUUGCAUCACGACCCGCACCAUGAACAGCAACAUCUGGCAGAUCUGCAUCCAGCUGGAAGGUGUCAGCUGCUUCGCUGCUGUCCUUGGGAAGGAGUUCCGGUUGCUGCUGCUCUCGGCACUCUACCCUGUGCUGGAGAAGGCUGGUGACGACACUCUACUCAUCAGUGAGACAGCACUGGGGACUCUGGUUGACAUAUGCGAGGCCUGCGGUUAUGACUCUGUGCAGCAUUUGAUUAAUGAGAAUUCUGACUACCUGGUGAAUGGGAUUUCCCUGAAUUUGCGCCAGCUGGCACAUCAGGCACACGCUUCCCAGGUCCUGGACACUAUGCUGAGGCAUUCAGAUGCCAGCUUGCUGCCCCUGGUAGAAGAUGUUAUCCAAGAUGUCCUGUCUACGCUAGAUCAGUCUUACAAUAACCAGGCUUCCACUUUCCUCAGGGUCCUCCACUCAGUAAUGACAGCUUUAGUGCAGUGGUUCUGCUCGCCCUGCGGGGAGGAGCACCAGGAGAAUUCGGCUGCCAAGCAGAGGAGCAGAGAUUCAUCCCAGGGACAGCAGGUGGUGACGGGGCACGAAGUGGAGCGAUUCUUCUUUGACUACAUCCAACAGAAGCAGAUCGCAGAGGGCGAUCUUCCCGACACAGGGGGUGAGGAGGCAGAUGAGGAUCCCUCCCUCACCAAGCUGGAGCCAAAUGGCUCUGACCCAGAAGGAGAAGCUCCGCUGCCGAGCCAUGCUCAGGUGGCCAAAGAUGUGAUGGAGAGGUGCAUCCACCUGCUGUCUGACGGGAACCUCCGCGUGCGGCUGAAGGUCCUGGAUGUGCUGGAGCUCUGUGUCACCAUGCUGCAUCCUCAUGGAAACCACUUGCUUCCCAUGGCUCACCGUGUCUGGCCAGCUCUCGUCACCCGGCUGAUUAGCGAUGACCCCCUGGCAGUGCUCAGAGCCUUCAAGGUGCUGUGUACCCUGGCCAAAAACUGUGGGGACUUUCUGAGGCAGAGAUUCUCCAAGGAUGUCCUGCCCAAGCUGACCAGUUCCCUUCUCAGCCAGGCCCCAGCCAGCGCCAGAGCCGGGCCCGUGUACAACCACACACUUGCCUUUAAGUUGCAGCUGGCUGUGUUGCAGGGCCUGGGCUCUCUGUGCGAGAAGCUGGACAUGGGCGAGAGCGACCUGGAUAAAGUAGCAGAUGCCUGCCUGAUUUACCUCAGUGCCAAGCAACCCCUGAAACUGCAAGAAGCUGCCCAGAGUGUUUUCUUCCACUUAAUGCACGUGGACCCUGACAGCACCUGGCUCCUCCUGAAUGAGGUCUGCUGCCCCCACCAGUACGAACCCCCCCAUGCCAGCCUGCGGCCCGUGAAGCUGAGCGGGAUGGGGAGGCAGCGCAAUGAGUUCACCGACAACGUGCUUUUCCUUCUGGAGAGGCUGCAGCAGCAGGAGAGCACGACGCCUCAGACUGGCACCAGAGAGGCAUCUCCUUCUUGACAGAGCUACAUAGCAGCUGGGAGGGGAAAGAGGAACCCCAGGCUGACCUGGAUGGAGCAUCCACCCAUGCCCCAGCAUGGCCACGCAGGUGGGCACAUGGGCUCACAGUGCGGGUGGUGACAGUGGGGCUGAGCAUGGGGACCCUGGCAGUGCCACAGUUUGCUAGAGCAGGUGUGACGUGCUGAGGAGGGAAAGCAGAGAGGAUAAGGAGUCUUUGGGGUCUGCUUGCAGCCCCUGCCAUAGGGUCUCCCCUCCAGAGCCUGGCUUAGGCUCACUACUCACCUGGAAGCGCUGUCAUGUGCUCCAGUUCCUGAGGCUCCAUUCCAGGGAUUCUGCAGGUGCUCCUUCACUCGGCUGCUCCCGGACCGCGCUGUCUUAGGAUUGGUGACCUACACCCGGAGCCACUGCUGGCAGCUGCCUCCCGACAGGCACACGGGAGAGUUUUGUGCUGAUAAAGAGAAAGGACAGAUCUCAACUGUACGUUUGGAAGCAAGCUUAGAAGUGCAAAACCUA